AUGUCGUUCCCUGUUCCGGUAUCUGCAAGAAACUGUACCAUGCUUUGGAGAUCGAGAGGAAGACGUAUGUUUUCUCUGCGACCUCUCAGCAUGAUCGGCAAAAAGGAUACAUCUAUUCUAGAGUCGCAACGCGCGAAGAGGCCUAUAUCCCCCCAUUUGACUAUUUACGAGCCUGAAAUAUCUUGGUACCUCUCCUCGUUGCACAGAAUUACAGGUAUAUUUUUGGGCACGGGUUUCUUCGUACUCACAAUAUCUGUCGGUAUCGGGAGCUUAUUCGGCGGAGAGGAUUGCAGAUCUACGGCUGUGGUCCGCAUUACUGAAUGGUACCGUCACAACGUGAAUGCGAAAUUGGAUUACGGGAUGCGGGCUGUCACGGCCUAUUUCUUCGCCUUCCAUGGUUGGAAUGGUGUGAGACACCUUGUUUGGGAUAUGGGCAAAGAACUGAGUAACUGCGGGGUUUACAGAACAGGAGUUGGUGUUUUAGUGCUAAGUGUACUUACAGGAGCAUACUCACUUUCCCGUACCUAA
Molecule: messenger RNA, 528 nt
Organism: Huiozyma naganishii CBS 8797
Lineage: Eukaryota; Fungi; Ascomycota; Saccharomycetes; Saccharomycetales; Saccharomycetaceae
Gene: SHH3
Product: protein SHH3
Exons: 1
Coding region: 1-528 (175 amino acids)
Biological process (GO): tricarboxylic acid cycle; mitochondrial electron transport, succinate to ubiquinone
Cellular component (GO): membrane
Molecular function (GO): succinate dehydrogenase activity; electron transfer activity
Source: RefSeq, a predicted model, not a curated record